GCGAGGAGCAGAGAGAGAAGAGGGAGGGUCUGUUCAGGGAAGGCGGUGCCAAGCUAGCGGACAGGAAGCGGAAGAGACGAGAGGCCACGUGGCGGAGAAAGACAGGGAGGCCUACCUCCCUCGCCUGCCAGCAUGGCACCCGCUGCUGCCGCAGCUGCGGCGAUGGCAGGCGGCUAUGCAGCUCAACAGCAGCAGCAGCAGCAUGACAUGAUGAACAAGGAGGAGGAGGAGGAGGAGGAGAAGAAGGGGGAGGAGAAGAAGGGGGAGGAGAAGAGUCUACUGGCCUCUGGUCCUCUUCGUCUGGUUGUUGCGCUGCUUUACUUGGCUUCUAUCGUGGAAUCUUUGACUUUGCUGAUGAUUCCGUCUGUGCUUCUUGAACUCCGAGCUGCAUUCGCUCUGUCUGUCUUCCAGGCUGGCUUGCUUACGUCAGUCAGUAGCUUCCUCGCUGCCGCCUUCUCUCCCAUCGCCGGCUAUGUUGCGACCUUCGCUGGUCGAGUCCAGGUCAUCGUGGUGGGGGUGCUUUGCUGCGGGGUGUCCAGCCUGGUGCUGGGACUCAGCCAGUCGUUCACCCACGUGGCGAUCUCCUGUGCAAUCAGCGGGCUGGGCGUCUGCCUCAUCUCGCCAGCUGUACGGGCGAUGCUGGCAGAUGUAUAUCCUAAGGAGCAGAGGGGGAAAGGGUUCGGGUUACUCGCGAUGCUAACUCUAGCGGGAGGUAUGAUAGGGAUGACAGUGGCGACGAUGAUAGCUAACAAACCGGUCCUAGGAUUUCCUGGGUGGCGUAUGUUCGCGUUCUUGCUCGCAAGUACGUCUUUCUGUCUGGCAGCGUGCGUGCACGCCUUGGGCCUCGAUCCCUGUGUCUUUUCGCCUCAUGAUCAUCAUCAGCAGCAGCGGCAGCAGCAGAAGCAGCAGCAGCGUGAUGAUUGUCGUCAUCGUCCUCACGACCGCCAUAGCCAAAGGCAUCAGGAACAGCUGUCCCCUCGCGUCUUCGUGGCGGCCGCUCCCAGCUCCUCGCAGAGCAGCAAUGCUGCAUGGAACGCCGUGGAAAUCCUGGACUCGAAUACCGCUGUCGCGAACGCGAACGUGGCUGCAGCCAUCGCAUCGUCGGAUGGGAGAAGGGGCGUCGAGGAGGAGGAAGACGAAGAGCAGCAGAAGCAGCUGCACCAAGGGCAGCAGCAACCGCGUGGUGCCAUCAGGGAGAACACGUCGGGAUCGGGAAAGCUGGGCGAGGAGGACACGUUGCAGCGUCAGAACUUGCGCGACGUGCUGGUUGUCCCACCUGUACACGUUGCAGCAGCUGCCGGAGGAGGAGGAGGAGGAGGAGGAGGAGGAGGAGGAGGAGGAGGAGGACGAGGACGAGGACGAGGAGAGGGAGAGAAGGAGCGCAAGCAGACGAUGUGCGGAGUGUUGAAGUCCAGCCUGGAGAAAGUCUGGACGGAUCUACGAGAAGCCAUCGCGAUCCCGACUAUCCUUCUCGUCUUGCUCGCCGUCGCGGCUUCCUCGAUCCCGGGAAGAGUGCCUUCUCUGUACGCCAUGUACUUCGAGCUCUCACAGUUCUCUCAUGCCGACGCUGCGAGCUUGAUGCUCGUGUUCGGCUUAUCGGUCGGCGCAGGGGCGUUUCUGGGGGGAUGUAUUGGGGACCUGAUGAGUCGACUUAUGCCGGACGCAGGCCGUGUGCUGUGCGGGCAUUUCUCGGCCUCCACGUACCCUCUGCUGCAGUGGUGGAUGCUAACGGGGCUGCCACGUGGAGGAGGUGCGCACUGGGCUAGCUACGCCGCCCUGCUCUGCCUGUCGGGACUGACAGGCACCUGGUCGGGGGCCGGAAUGAUAGAUCCCCUCUUGGCGGAGGUGAGCCCUCGGCCGCUGCUGACCUUCGUGUACGCUUGCGAGUACGCCGUGUCUUCUUUGGUGGGUUCACUCGGUGGGCCGCUGGCAGGAGCGGCCGCAGAGAUCUUCGGUUUCGAUGCCGCCACAAAGAAGGAGGUGGACCCCCAUCACCAUCCAGAUACACAUGGGAGGAGGAGAAUGAGAGUACUGCUCUCCACAGGGAACGAGAGUAAGGAUCUCUCAGACGCCGACGCCUUGUCCAAGGGUCUCGUGCUGAGCAUCGUCCUCCCCUCUCUGAUCAAUGUCUCUGUCUACUUCAUGUUGUAUUGGUUCUACCCUAAGGACAGGGAUCGUGCCCUGACGAGGGUCGAGGAGGAGGAGGAAGAGAAGGAGGAGGAGGAGGAGGAGAAGGAGGAGGAGAGAGUACGUCAGGGUGAUCGACAACCUCUCCUCCGACCAAUUGGCGUAAAGAAGAACGUAUCGAACGUCUGACAGUAGGAACUGUCAAUCAAUCCCUUUCCGUCCCCGCUUCCACCCCUGGGGCGAGGUGCCACUAGCAAAGGGGAUUGGAUCGAACGCCCGAAUCUGGACUUGUUUGUGGAAAGGUGCAGAAUGUGGCGAUUGAACUGCUUUUCUGCAUCUCUGCUAAAAACACGUCCAGAUUCAGGAUAUUUAUCCAAUCCUCUUUGGUAGUGGGACCUCGCCCCCGGGCACAUCCGCCUCGGCCCGGCGAGUGACUGCUUGCCUGCUGCCUCCCUCCUUCGCUCCCUCCCUUUGUAUAUGUGACCUCCGUUCUCUGGUCCCUCGCACUCUUUUCCGUUCGCAUGAGUGGUGUGACGACGAGGCGCCAAGUCUUUAGUCCAUUCUAGGCGAGGCUUUACCCAUCUAUCUCCCCCUAUUCGUCUUGUCCUACGUAUCUUCAUGCGCAGUACACAGGUUGGCAGAUGGUGAUCAAAAUAAGAGAAACGGAUUAAAGCGAAAUACCAACGGCCCCCAGCUCAGUUGCUACACCCAUGAACUGAUGAAUCACAGCCCGAUGUUCGAAUCCAGUCAAGGCCGUCGCCCGAGGCCGUACCCAUCGAUCCCUCUUCGCCUGCCUAUCUUGAUGGACAGUACACAGCUACGGUAGGCAGAUGGUGAAGAGGGAGACCUAUGUUCGAAGUCCAGACUCGAUCAGAUGAAAUCUGGGGCCGGUCAGCUCAACGACGAUACCUCAAGGUCGUCGUAUAUAUAGAUGUAUAUAUCGUCAUAUAUAUCGUCAAACAGAACUGCCCGGUAAACCGUAGGCAGAGACGGAGAAGAGGGCAACAAACGAGGGGCUGUGACAGACUGUUUGGUCGGACUCAUAUAUAGUAUAUAUGAUUUAUAUAUUGUCAAACAGAGCUGCCCGGUAGAAGGGGUGGGAAAUGCAUUCUUACAACCGUCUUCCCCCAAACACAACGCACCCUGAUAACGAAUGUACACAAGCUGUCUUUCCGGUCCGGUGCAGCCAAAAUGAGGGUGCGUUAUGUUCGGGGGAAAAUGGUAGUGGUUCUCCCUCCACAAUUCUCCCCCCCUUCAACGCACGAACUCACACACACGAGUCGGUGAAAGUCCGACGAAACUGUCUGUUCGGUACAGUCAUGCGUUUUUUGAGUGUAUAGCGAAUAUGACAACACACAGAGGGACACAUAAACUUCUUCAUUCCUGGCUUUCACCGCUCCAGCGUUUCAUCUUGUAUCAUGUAUUUAUCACCCAGUCCACCUGUCUAUUUAGACUGAUUCUGUGCGGGUCAUUGCACUCAUCUAAUUCCAUGCUACGUUCGAACGAAGGCCUGUGUUUCAAAAACAGUUACUUGGGUGUACCAAUUCAGCCUACUGAUCCAUCUGCCUUUAUCUACCCAUCAAUCCAUUUCUCUUUUCUACAAAAGCAUUUGAGUACCGUGUAUGUCUGCCUCCAUCAUGUACGGACCUCGGCGCUACUGUCUAGCCAUGGUUCGUACCUUUGAUCACUGGGAACUGUGCAACAAGGGACUACUGGGACUUAUGUGGGACAAUGACACGGCUGGGAUCUAUGGAACAAUGACACCAUUUGUGGGACAAUGACACCACCUGUGGGACAAUGACACCACCUGUGGGACAAUGAGACCAGUGAGAAACGAUGGGACAAUGGUAACACUGGGAACUGUGGGACAACAACGCCACCGGGAACUGUGGGACAACAACGCCACCGGGAACUGUGGGACAAUGACAUCAUUAGUGCGAAUUGUGGGACAAUGACAUGUUUUCUGGGGGACUGAGGGACAAGGACAUCGUCUGUGGCAUGCUGAGACCAUCCCACGCUGGGCCUUGAUGCUCGGGCAUUUUCUUCAGAAGGCCCCUCCUCCGGUGGGACCCUUUGGGGACCUUACAAUCCUGAGACCGCACUCACACGAGUAUUUUCCUCGGUGCAUGCACCUGGCUGGAUUUGCGGUUUGUUCUGCAUGCAUCUGACCUUGAUUACAUCCAGAUUCCAGAUCUGAGUCAGAAAAGUCCGAGUUUGAUUAUGCCCUGAGAGGUUCUCAGCCGUCAUAAGGGCUCUAGUAAAUUUGUACACUAUUUCAGACAUACCCCUCGUCCGCCUGGCCCCUUUGGGGGCCUAUGGCAGGCUGAGAGGGCCCUAGGUGAGGGAGUUCGGGUGUGCCUAGAGGUUUUGCCCGUCUUGGUUGGCCCCUUUGGGGGCCUAUGGUAGUCAGAGAGGGCCCUAGGUGAGUUUUCUCAGCUGAAGAGAAAGGGGCCAAUAGGUGUGUAACGUGUGGGAAUCAACAAAAAAGUUUGGGAAAAGUUCCGUUUUUUUAAUGGUCUAGAUACUAGAUAGUCAAAGCAUUUAGCGCUGUUUGUUUUGUAGUAAAUUUGUACACUCUUUUGGACAGGCACCAGGUCCACUGAACCCCUUUGGGGACCUAUGGCACAUUGAGAGGGCCUCAGGGAUGAUGAGAGAGGGCCCUAGGUGAGUUCGUUCCAGGGGGUCUAGAGAUAUUAUCUGUCCGAGUUAAUUUGAUUCAUUUUAUGGUUGUUUUGUUUGCUUUGCUGCAUAUUCUGUUGAUGUCAGUUUUUUUUUUUUUUUUCCCCUCUUCUUCUUUUGGGGGUCAAUUUGGUUCUGAGGGACCUAGGUCAGUGAGUUUCAGGCAGGUGUGUAGAUAUUUUGAGCCUCUCAAAACACGGCGCACGAAAUGAAAAAGAAAUGAGCGAGGUCGCAGACCAGGGGGCCUGGGUGAGUAGGUAGGUGAGCAGGUAGGACUAUGGCCUCAUUUCUGGGCCAUUGGAUCUUGCUUUGAACUGAUAGCCUGGGAGAGAGGGGCCAUAGGCUCUAGCCGCCGGCGCAGUAGUACUAGGCAGAGGCCGGUCCAGUGGGUUCACGUGUUUCCACCAGGCUGCUGGUCUAGUGAGUGCAGCAGCCUAGCUGUAGAGUACAGUAGCACUGAGUAGAGGUAGGAGGGGCAGAGGUGAUAGUGGAGUCCAGUUAACUGCCACCUGACAUAGCGGGACCUCUUUUCUGAGAUACCUCUGCAGUGCAUCAGCAGCUCAAGGCUCUGCCUUUCACAGCUGUGUAACCAUGACAUCGUCACUAGGGAGAGUUGGACAAUGUCAUCAUCAUCAGGGAUUGUGGGACAGUGACAUCGUCACUGGGGACUGUGGGACAAUGACCUCAUCACUGGGGAUCCAAGCUAUGAUGAUUCACAAUUCCACUUUUGAUGCUUGUAAGGACCUGCCAAAACAUGGACUGAGAACACAGCUGUUUUGUGAGUUUUGCCGCUGGAAUGUAUGCCGUGCUGAGAUCCCCGCAUUUUUGCUGAGUUUUUUAAGUGUGUGUGUGUGUGCGUGUUUGCUGGUCUGCGUGCCUGUCUGAGUGCUUGUCGGCCUGAGUGUGUGUGUGACCCGCAAGGGCACUUGUUUGUUUGGGAGGCCCUGCAGGGCCGGUACUUACCUGUGUCCGUGACUUUGGGGUUGCAGCGGGGAAAAACACUCGAGUGGCCGAAGGAAUAGCUUAGGGCUCCCUCGAGUAGCGGUAGUGCAGGCCCGUAGGCACUCAAGUAGUAGGUAGGCCGGUACCACUCGAAGUAGCGGCGGAUAUGUCGGGAACUGGAGGCCGAGCAGAAGAAGACAAGAAGUUGGCAUUUUUAGAGUCGCAGUAGCGGUAGGCUAGGUCUAGGCGGGUACCAGUCCAAGUAGUCUGAGCCCUAGGGUCUGUGCGGACGAUAUGAGGGCCCGCAAUGAUGUUUUCCUCGGAAAGGGAGGAGGUGCUGGUUGCUUGGAGGCUGCGAUGCCUGGAAGUCAUCCGCCCAUCAGGGUAAGGCCCUUAGUAGUCUGCCAAAGCCUCGGCCUGGAUGAAGAAAAGAGAGAGGUGCCCAUAGUUGCGGUGGACCUCUUGUUGUGAUGGCAGUAGAAGAGGGAUUCAAACAUUGAUUCUGGUUCAGCCAUUCAUCAUGGUUAUUAUUAUUUAGUUUGAAUAAG
Messenger RNA from Chara braunii, 6296 nucleotides. The record is from the annotation of a GenBank genome assembly. Lineage: Eukaryota; Viridiplantae; Streptophyta; Charophyceae; Charales; Characeae.